Messenger RNA from Symphalangus syndactylus (siamang), 4507 nucleotides. It is a transcript of the gene KMT5A, whose product is annotated as lysine methyltransferase 5A. NCBI's taxonomy places the organism in Eukaryota, Metazoa, Chordata, Mammalia, Primates, Hylobatidae. The record is from RefSeq and is a predicted model, not a curated record. Gene Ontology annotation, cellular component: polytene chromosome; nucleus. Gene Ontology annotation, biological process: regulation of transcription by RNA polymerase II; regulation of DNA damage response, signal transduction by p53 class mediator. Gene Ontology annotation, molecular function: protein binding; histone H4K20 methyltransferase activity; transcription regulator activity.
GCCCGGCCCCUUUCGCUAUUUCUACUGCCAUUGUUGAAUGGUCUCUUGGUUGGUUGCCGUCCUCAUUUUGCCAUCUCCAGUUCAUUAUCCCUUAGCAGCUGGUGGGGGGUCUCCAAAAAUAGACUUUUUUUUUGGGAGACAGAGUCUUACUCUGUCACCCAGGAUAGAGUGCAGUGGCACAAUCUUGGCUCACUGCAACCUCCGCCCCCCCCAGGUUCAAGCGACUCUCCUGCCUCAGCCUCCCAAGUAGCUGGGAUUACAGGCACGCGCAACCACACCAAGCUAAUUUUUGUAUUUUUAGUAGAGACGGGAUGUCACCAUGUUGGCCAGGCUGGUCUCAAACUCCUGACCUCAGGUGAUUUGCCCUCCUCUGCCUUCCAAAGUGCUGGGAUUACAGGUAUGAGCCACUAUGCCCAGCUGGUAUAUUUGUUAUAUACAUAUAAACUUGCAGAGAAAGGACUGUUUUGAAACUUAGAUUGAAUGAUCUGUAUUUACAUCUUCUAGGUACUGGAGCUGCAGAAUUGAGAGGAAUAGGUGCUAGACUUGUAAUGUGUCCCCUGCAAUUGGGGGCUGAAAUGCAGAGAAAGCUAUGACCAUAAGUGGGGCAUGGGGUGCGGCUCGGUAUACUAGCAUGUGAAAUGGACAAGAUGAUCUAUGUGGGUGCUUCCUGCUCCAAAACCAUGAUUGUCAUGGCAGUUAAGCUGCAAAACUUCUCUGCCUUGCAGAAAUAGAAGACGCUUUCAAAUGGCUCAACCUGGUUAUCAGAGUGUCACUUUCGAAUCUUCUUUCACCCUCUAGGUAAUCUUUUGGAUAUUCAACUGUAGUAGGCUCUGCAGAGGGCAUGGGCAGAGUACCUAGCCCACUGGAGUUAGUGGUUGGACUGGAGACCCUGCCUUGAAGGAUGCUAAAGCAUGAGCUGAUUUCGGAGGGAUUGUCUGAGCAGUGACCUGUCACCACCUAAUCCUACUCAGUCUUAUCGGUUCUAAUGGGAGGCGAGGGAGGCUAGGUGGGAGGAUGGCUACAAACAGCCAUUUGCUUAUCUGUGGAUGUUGGAAGGUGCUCCGGUGGAUUAUGGAAUUCAAGGUUCUUGGUUUUUACCCAUGAGGACACUGAGGCCCAGACUGGGGAAGUGACUUGGCGAUGGUCACAAAACACCUCUGGGCAGAUGCAGGGAAAUAAGUCCAGCCCCUGACUCCCAGGCCAUGGGCCAGGCUGCAGGAGCUGGAUGUCUUGAAGUGUCUUGUUUGCAUCUAUGACUUUGCACAAAUACAGUGAAUCUGGCUGUGGGCCCUCAAGCCUUAAUGGCCACAGCGUAGUGGUGCAGGGCAGUGAGCUAUGCUGAAACAGCCACCAGAGUGACGGGGACCUCGUCUGCCUAUGGGGGCAUUUUCUCAUGGCGGGAUAGGAGAACAAGGUGACUUGUUAAACCCUUCUGCAAGACCAUUUGCUCCUCCCAAACUCCAUUUCCUCAUCUGUAACCAGGAAGGGUAGCGGCUGGGAGGGCAGGCCCUGGGGUCAGUUGGCUGGGGCUGGAAACCCAUCUAGUUCUGAGAACUUGGCCAAGCUCCUCACUUUCUCCAUCUGUUGAAAAAAGAUAAUAAUGGUAUCUACCUUUGCAGGGCUGCUGUGAGGUUUCAAUGAGAUAACGGCAAGAGACUCGCCCAGGAAACCGAUCAUUAUAACCCCUGGCUCUGUCUCCCCAGGGCUUUCUACCGGUCAAGUACAGCCCUUCUGGGUUUGACACCUGGCCCCAUCACUUCCUAGUUCUGUGGCCCGGGACAAACCCCUGCACAUCCCUUGAGUCACAGUGUCACCAUUGCAGGAAGAUGUCCAAGCCCCGCGCGGUGGAGGCGGCGGCGGCGGCGGCGGCGGUGGCAGCGACGGCCCCGGGCCCGGAGAUGGUGGAGCGGAGGGGCCCGGGGAGGCCCCGCACCGACGGGGAGAACGUAUUUACCGGGCAGUCAAAGAUCUAUUCCUACAUGAGCCCGAACAAAUGCUCUGGAAUGCGUUUCCCCCUUCAGGAAGAGAACUCAGUUACACAUCACGAAGUCAAAUGCCAGGGGAAACCAUUAGCCGGAAUCUACAGGAAACGAGAAGAGAAAAGAAAUGCUGGGAACGCAGUACGGAGCGCCAUGAAGUCCGAGGAACAGAAGAUCAAAGACACCAGGAGAGGUCCCCUGGCACCUUUUCCAAACCAAAAAUCUGAAGCAGCAGAACCUCCAAAAACUCCACCCUCAUCUUGUGAUUCCACCAAUGCAGCCAUCGCCAAGCAAGCCCUGAAAAAGCCCAUCAAGGGCAAACAGGCCCCCCGAAAAAAAGCUCAAGGAAAAACGCAACAGAAUCGCAAACUUACGGAUUUCUACCCUGUCCGAAGGAGCUCCAGGAAGAGCAAAGCCGAGCUGCAGUCUGAAGAAAGGAAAAGAAUAGAUGAAUUGAUUGAAAGUGGGAAGGAAGAAGGAAUGAAGAUUGACCUCAUCGAUGGCAAAGGCAGGGGUGUGAUUGCCACCAAGCAGUUCUCCCGGGGUGACUUUGUGGUGGAAUACCACGGGGACCUCAUCGAGAUCACCGACGCCAAGAAACGGGAGGCUCUGUACGCACAGGACCCUUCCACGGGCUGCUACAUGUACUAUUUUCAGUAUCUGAGCAAAACCUACUGCGUGGAUGCAACUAGAGAGACAAAUCGCCUAGGAAGACUGAUCAAUCACAGCAAAUGUGGGAACUGCCAAACCAAACUGCACGACAUCGACGGCGUACCUCACCUCAUCCUUAUCGCCUCCCGAGACAUCGCGGCUGGGGAGGAGCUCCUGUAUGACUAUGGGGACCGCAGCAAGGCUUCCAUUGAAGCCCACCCAUGGCUGAAGCAUUAACCGGUGGGCCCCGCGCCCUCCCCGCCCCACCUUCCCUUCUUCAAAGGACAAAGUGCCCUCAAAGGGAAUUGAAUUUUUUUUUUACACACUUAAUCUUAGCAGAUUACUUCAGAUGUUUUUAAAAAGUAUAUUAAGAUGCCUUUUCACUGUAGUAUUUAAAUAUCUGUUACAGGUUUCCAAGGUGGACUUGAACAGAUGGCCUUAUAUUACCAAAACUUUUAUAUUCUAGUUGUUUUUGUACUUUUUUUGCAUACAAGCCGAACGUUUGUGCUUCCCGUGCAUGCAGUCAAAGACUCAGCACAGGUUUUAGAGGAAAGAGUCAAACAUGAACUAGGAAGCCAGGUGAGUCUCCUUUCUCCAGUGGAAGAGCCGGGACCUUCCCCCUGCACCCCAGACAUCCAGGGACGGGGUGUGAGGAAGACGCUGCCUCCCAAUGGCCUGGACGGGAUGUUUCCAAGCUCUUGUUGUCCUAAUGUCUCGACAGGCGCUCACUGAAGUGUAUGAAUAUUUUUUAAAAAGGUUUUGCAGUAAGCUAGUCUUCCCCUCUGCUUUCUUUAAAGCUUACUGAGCCCUGGGCUCCGAGCACGGGCCGGGCAUAGAUUUCCUCUUCCACAAGCUGCCGCUUUUCUGGGCACCUUGAAGCAUCAGGGCGCGAAAUCAAACUAGAUGUGGGCAGGGAGAGUGUUGCUUACCUGCCCUGCUGGGGCAGGGUUUCCUGAAACUGGGUUAAUUCUUUAUAGAAAUGUGAACACUGAAUUUAUUUUAAAAAAAAAUAAAAAUUAAAAAAAAUUAAAAAUAAAAAAAAACCACAGAAAACAACUUACAUGUAUAUAGGUCUUGAAGUGAGUGAAGUGGCUGCUUUUUUUUUUUUUUUUUUUUUUUUUGCUUUUUGUAGAAGAGAUUGAGAAUGGUACUCUAAUCAAAAAUAAAGUUUUGUAGUGGGACCAGAAAUUACUUACCUAACAUCCACCCCCCAUUCCCCCUCAUCCUGCUGGGGUUGAAAGUUCCAGACCUGCUGUCGAGGCCUUGUGUUUGUCAGACACCCAGUGUCCUGCAAGGACGCAACUGUGAGCUGAGGUGUGAGCCUAGGAGCCCAGGACCCCUGACCCCAGCCACGGCUGCCAGCCUCAGAAAGGCACCCAGGUGUGCAGGGGAGCACGCAGGGCCCGGCGGCCCCCAGGAAUCAAGGAUAAGGCUAAGGUUUUCACCUUAACUCUGAAGGCAGGAGGAAUAGGUGGCUGCUUCCUCCCGCCCUUCACAGAACUGAUUCUCACUCACUGUCCCUUCAGUCCAGGGGGCCGGGGCUCAGGAGCCAUGACCUGGUGUCUUCUGCCCACCCUGGUCCCAGGUAAAUGUGAAUGGAGACAGGUAUGAGAGCCUGUCCUCGUCUUUGAUUCCCCCCCAACCCCACCUCGGGCCUCACGACGGUGCUACCUAAGAAAGUCUUCCCUCCCACCCCCUCGCUAGCCUGGUCAGUGGUCAGCAAAUUGGAAGAGGAUCCGAUGAGAGUGUAAAUGUGAGACACAAUGUCUUGAUUAUACCUGUUUGUGGUUUAGCUUUGUAUUUAAACAAGGAAAUAAACUUGAAAAUUAUUUGUCAUCAUAAAAAUGAAACAAAUUAAAAUAUUUAUUGCCAGGCAA